Messenger RNA from Mugil cephalus (flathead mullet), 3823 nucleotides. It is a transcript of the gene acbd3, whose product is annotated as acyl-Coenzyme A binding domain containing 3. The record is from RefSeq and is a predicted model, not a curated record. Gene Ontology annotation, molecular function: fatty-acyl-CoA binding. The coding region runs from base 57 to 1694 and encodes 545 amino acids. Gene Ontology annotation, cellular component: Golgi membrane. Lineage: Eukaryota; Metazoa; Chordata; Actinopteri; Mugiliformes; Mugilidae. The transcript has 8 exons.
ACUUCCGCCGAAUCUAACCGGAAGUAGGUACGUGGCCGCUUCAGCUGACAGUCUACAUGAUGGCGACAGAGGUUCAGAGCGGCGACCUCGACAGCGCUACUUCCAGCCGGCUCGAAGUUUCCAUCGAUGGCCUCACCCUCAGUCCGGACCCGGAGGGCGAGCAGAGCCAAGUGGAGGAGCCGGACCCCGCACCCGCGGAGCCCGGGACCGAUACGCCGGGUGACGCUGGAGGCGAAGAUGGAGAGUCCUCCAAAUCUGCGAUAGAGAGGAAAUGGGGCUUUCCUCUGCAGGAGCUGUACGGAAUGGCCCUUAAAUUUUUCAAAGAUAAAGACGGCAAGGCCUUCCACCCGACGUACGAGGAGAAGCUUCGACUAGUGGCCCUGCACAAGCAGGUGUUGCUCGGCCCGUAUAAUCCCGACGCUUCACCGGAGGUCGGCUUCUUUGAUGUCCUGGGCAACGACCGCAGGAAAGAGUGGGCCUCCCUCGGCAACAUGGAGAAGGAGGAUGCCAUGGUGGAGUUUGUCAAGCUGCUUAACAAAUGCUGCAACCUCUUUGCCCCCUACGUCACUUCACACAAGAUCGAGCGGGAGGAGCAGGAAAGGAGAAGGAAAGAGGAGGAGGAGCGUCAGAGGCUGGAGGAGGAGGAGAGGGAGCGACAAAGGCAGGAGGAGGAGAGGCGGAGGCUGGAGGAGGAGGAACGGCAGAGGAGAGAGGAUGAGGAGAGGAGACAGGCAGAGGAGGAGAGGCUACGGAUUGAGCAGCAGAAACAACAGAUAAUGGCGGCGCUGAAUGCCCAGACAGCGGUGCAGUUCCAGCAGUACGCUGCUCAGCAGUACCCCAACAGCCCCGAGCAACAGCUGGGCCUCAUCCGCCAGCUCCAGGAACAGCACUACCAGCAGUACAUGCAGCAGCUCUACCAGGUCCAGCUGGCCCAGCAACAGGCGGCCUUACAGAAGCAGCAGCAGCACCAAACUGAUUCCGUGGUGCAGGGCAACCUGGAGACGAGCAGCUUCAACAGUGGCGAGCCCAUCCCCGCCUCAGCAGCUGGGCCGCUGUGCGCCGCUUCGCCGCUCGCCGGCGAGGAAGCACCUACAGUCAACGGGGGCCACUCCGACUCUUACUCGGAGAGCAUGGACCGGGAGCCGGAGCCUGAACACGCAGAGGAGGUCUCAGAGAACGGACCUUUAUUAGCAGACUCCCCGCCGGUCAUCGCCGCCCCGUCCAUGUGGACGCGGCCGCAGAUCAAGGACUUCAAGGAGAAGAUCCGGCAGGACGCGGACAGCGUGAUCACGGUGGGGCGCGGCGAGGUGGUCACGGUGCGGGUCCCCACCCACGAGGAGGGCUCCUACCUGUUCUGGGAGUUCGCCACGGACUAUUACGACAUCGGCUUCGGGGUGUUCUUCGAGUGGACGGACGCCGCCUCCGCCUCGGUCAGCGUGCACGUGUCGGAGUCCAGCGACGAGGACGAGGAGGAGGAAGGCGAACCCCCCAACGAAGAGGAAAAGGCCAAGAAGGACGCAGGGAAGCCCCAGGUGGAUGAGAUUGUGCCGGUUUACCGGCGGGACUGUCACGAGGAGGUGUACGCCGGCAGCCACCAGUACCCCGGCCGCGGAGUCUACCUUCUCAAGUUCGACAACUCCUAUUCGCUCUGGCGCUCCAAGAGUGUUUACUACAGAGUCUACUACACCAGAUAAGCCUGACUACAGACACAAGGGGGAGCCAAGGAGCGUGUAUGUUCAUAUAUGUGUGUGUGUGUGUGUGUGCGGCGAGCGUGUGUGUGUGUGUAGGUAGGUGGAGAUUUGUGUGAAGUCGGCCUGUGUUUGUGUGUGUGCGAAGGAGGAAGCGAUACCCGGUCUAUACUGGAUAAAACCACCAGAGGGUGACAAAGAGACACAUCUGGAGCCGUGGUCUGCAGAGUGGACUAAUAUGUAUGUAUUGUGUGUGUGUGUGUCUGCGUGCGUGACCCAAGUUACAUCCAUGCUAGAUCUCAUCAUCGAGCCCCUGGAAGAGGAGUGUGCGUCCCUGUUGUGUAUUCACCGCCUGUCCUUGCUGCGCUCACAUACGCCGCCGAGCUGUAGGACUACGCUCCCAUAUUGUAUUUUACCACGUCACCUCCCGGGCUUCUCUUCUGUCACCACCCCAGCACAGCACUGUCCACCGUGGCCUCGUGGCCGCUUCCGCCCCGAGUGACGCUUUCACAACCAUGAAGGGAAAGUCCACCGCUCCGCGAGCCAACGUUUUCUGUUUGAUGCUCGUUCAUCCCGCGAGGACACAGAUGAUGUUUUAAAUCCAGCGACGCUUCAUAACACUAUGCCUUCUGCUCAGAGAUCCUCUGACCUUCGUCUCAUUCACACAUUAAAAAGUACACAAACUACACCAUCCUGUUUGUUGUAAAACAGUCAUUCACUUCCCUAGCAACCGUGCAUAUGUGAAGAUCUGACAGGGUUGUUGAGUGGAAGCGGUUGUUUCUCUUUUUGGCUCAUUCUUGCACACAAACGUGCUGUUUCUGGCCUUUGUUUCUUUAUGCAGUCUGGUUGGCAGAGUGCGCCGCUAGUAGGUUUCUUUAACAGCUUAAUUUAUGAAGGACGGGGGAAAAAAAAGUCAUUCAGCCACACGGGUGUCGAGGGUAAGUAUGAUCGUGGGCCUUCUGGCCUCGUAAACACAAGCAUCUCAGUGUGUGUGAUAUAAAGUAAGAAGUUUAAAAACAACAUUAUUAAUGUUUCCCUUUCCCUUGCAAAAUUUUUAUUUUUAUCAGUGUGUUUGUGUUUCAGUAUCAUCCCUGUUUGUAUGGUUACAACACCACAUUGCUUUAAACUCUUCACUCGUUUUGGUCAUCAGUUCUUUAUUGGAAAAUCGCAAAAAGGAGGAGGAGGAGGAGGAGGUGGUGUGUGUGUGUUGAUCAUCUCUGUGUAAUCCUGGUUUGCUGUACUGGCACACAAGUGAAAAUAAAAAAAUCACUCGCCUCCCACGUUUUGGAGGUCAUUACACACUGUUACAUCUGUGCGGCAUUGAUUUAUUUUUUAUGUUUUUUCUUUGCGAUGAAUGAACUCGGGUAUUGUGAAUAAACUGAGAUGGUAGACUUCUAAUUGUGUCCUGGGUGACGUGGUUGCUUACUAACUCAGUGACGACAUCUAAAUGUAUUCUCCUGCUUAAAAGCAUUUUGUUGCCGUUAUCUAGAUUCAUUCUGUUCAGUUGUGCGUCACGCGUGACACCGACACUUCGGUGCAUUGCGAGCAGUGUUGUAUUAACUGUGCCCUUGAGUCUGAAUGAUGGUCGCUUAACGGGUGGCUGGUUUCACUUUUGUCACGCUUCCCGUGCAUUUUUGUAUGCGACCAAACUUUAAAGGUCUGUGGAAUAUGGAAGCUGGGCGACCCCUCCGGUUUGACAUGAUUUAACCGAUUCCGCCACCAGUCCGUUCAGUGAUUUGUGUAACGAAAUGUCACCAUCUACGGCUUAAUUUAGCCUUUAAGGAAGUUCCCAUAUCUUCUGAUAUGUGUUGUGUGUUUUCUGUUGAGUUUCUUACCGCUCACCCAAAUGGUUUGAGUUGACUUGUUCAAGCCUUGUAUGUAAAUAAUUCUAUAAAUGAGUUUAUGUAUGGGUUUUUAGACGUGGAAGAUGGAUAUGGUUUUGCAAAUUGAUGCACUGUAAAAAAACAAACAAAAAAAAAAUAAGGUGAAUGAGAUUUACACUUUACCCCGAAUGAAAGUCCCAAACUUGUAGGAAGUAUGAAACUGUUAGACUCAGAGAGAAAAGCUCAUCUUUUUGUAUUGUUUUGUUUGGAUCUCUUAUGAGUUGCAAGUUCUUUUUUUUUUUUUUUUUUUUU